GACCCGCCAGAGAGCGGGACUCGGCCAAACCCGCUGCGCCACCGUGCCCCCGUUUGCUUAACGACAUCCUUAUAAUCAUUGUUGUCGCAGUGUGCCGAUUGUUAGCGAAGAUUGUAUUGUAAACACUUGUUGAGGUUAUUUGACAUGUUAAAGGUUUAAAGGUUCAAAGGUUCAUUUUUGACACCGGAAAAGGAGAACCGCCUUGACUCUGUCCUCUCACAUUUGUCCCUGCCAAAUAACGGGGAUAAGUGGGCCUUUUGUCCAAACUACGUGUCCCUACCGAACCGUGCUCUUUGGCGCCAUCUAGCGACAAGAUGUGGAACCCGAGCCCUUUCGAUGAAAGGCGGACUGCCGUAAGGCGAGCGCGACGCAAAGCUCGGCCUUGUUCAGCCCCGUGUGUUUGCGGCGUUCGGCGCACGAGGAAAAGGUGUUGGAGAAAGUGACAUCCUGCACGGGUUAUGGGGGGGGGGGGACUAGACAUCACUUUUAUUUCCCUUAAUGAUGAUGAAACUGUUGAUCCUGUGCGCGAUCCUUUGUACGUGUGUGAUGAAACUGUGCAGUUGGUGCAAUAGUCCACCGAAAAAUAAAUAGCUUUUUCUAUACUAACUGUAUUCUGUAUUAAGGUAUGCUUGCCUUAAAUCACGACACAGUACAUUUUCUAUUCAUGUAAUAUACUUUUACUAACAUAGAUACAGCACGACGUCCGUGUGGAAAAGGCGCAAGCUCGCGUCAGCCACGCUGCUUUGCGACACGUUGAAGAAUGCGAUGCAGACACCUGCUGAGAAAUGACUCACUCCUCGCGUUGAACCCAAAGUGCAAUUUCACCGCAACUAUUCAGAAAAGACACAAAAAAAAAAAAAAAAAAAAAACCGCUAGAUCACUUUGUGACAUGGGAGUGAAGUGAGAGCGCGGGAGAGCGCAGUUGUCUCUCUUCUUUUCGUUCCCAUUGCCGUAUGAAACUUGAGGAGCUGCAGCGUGUGUGCGCGCGCCCACUGUUGUCGGCAACGAGAGGAGACAGGGGGCAAUUAGUAGGAGGUUCCCCUGGAGGUGUGCGUCUCUGUGCGUGGGAGGCGGGCGGACACAUUCACUACGGCCAGCUGCUGAUCUCACACACACACACACACACCGUCGGGUUAUCACUCCUGGGUGACGGAUUUAAAUAUCAAGGGGCCGAUCUGUGCCCUCGAGGAGGUGGGACCCCCGCCGCGGGACAUGUUUAAUUAGCUUCGGCAUCGGCGCCCACAUCACUGUGAACGCGCGCCACCUCUGGAGCAUCUUGACUCCCGCGCUGCGGCAGCAUCCCCUCCGCUAGCCUCCACCUGGACACCCGGGACCCUUGGGCAGCGUUCCGUUGGUCUCCUUGGAAACGCCGCUCGCCAACUCCAUUCAUUGUUUAGAGAUUGUAUAUUAAUUUUAUUUAAUGUAUUUAUUUUUUGUUGCUCGUUCCGCUUCGUUCAUCUGUUGGGGAGCUUGUUUUGUCGGUGGCUCUUCGGGGACGUGGAAUCCAGCUUAAGUUGCGGCCGGUCCCUCCACGGAACAUUUUUUUGUCACCGUACGUCCUGCUGCGGCCGCGUGUGCCGGGAAUGUCGCCCUGCGGAUCGGUCGUCAGAUACCGAGAAAGAGGCGGACUUUUGUCCGCUUGACUGGCUCUCUCUGUCCAGUUUCGAGUUUGUUUAGACGGGAUUCGCUGAGGAUGCUGACGUUCCCCUGCGUGCGCGUGGAGCUCACGUGCAGCCUGCUGCUCCUCGUGCUGCUCUCGCUGCGGUCGCCGCGCUCGGUGUCGCCGUUAAUCACAGGUACCGAAGCCAGCUGCGAAAACGAAGGCGAAGUGCUGCACAUCCCCAACAUCACCGACAACCCCUGCAUCACCUGCGUGUGUCUGGACGGGAAGGCGGACUGCAAGCAGGAGAAAUGUGUCCCGGCGCCAGAGGACUGCGCCCUGGUGGUGAAGCAGACGGGGGCCUGCUGCGAGCGCUGCAAAGGUUGCCAGCUGGACGGCCAGUCGUACAACAGCUCUGCGACGUGGACCACCUCCGUGAAGCCGUGCAUCACUCGCAGAUGUCAGGAAGGCGUCGUGACGGAGGCGGAGGUGCGAUGCGUCAUUCACUGCAAGAACCCAAAGAUUCACCCCAAGAAGUGCUGCCCAUCCUGUCCCGGUUGCAUUUUCGAGGGCCGACUGUACAAAGAGAAGGAGGAGUUCCAUCCCGAGGGCCAGCCCUGCAUCGUCUGCUCCUGUUCGGGAGGACGGACAACGUGCGCGAGGGAGGCGUGUCCCGUACUUUCGUGCCCUGCCCACCUGAGCCGUAUUCCAGCGGGGCGGUGCUGCCCGAGAUGCCUCGGCCAGAGGAAAGUGUUUGAUCUUUCCCUGGGGAGCUGUCUCUUCCACAGCGAAGUGUAUGAAAAUGGGUCCUCCUUCGAAUACGAUAACUGCACCUCCUGCACUUGCAAGAACUCAACGGUGGUGUGCAGGAAAAGAUGCUCCAAGGCCGGAACUUGCAGCGGGACCGAGGAGCGGCGUUGCGGCGAAUGCGUGUCCUACCUAAAAGCCGAAGACGUCGAGUACUGCCGGGUCGGGAACAAGGUGUACAGGGAAGGGGAGCUGUGGUCGUCGGCCAACUGCACGUUGUGCGCGUGCGUCAGGGGGACCGUCAAGUGCGAGCCGAAGCGGUGCGCCCCGAUCGCGGCCUGCCCAGCGAAUAAAAUACUCAACCGAACUGGCUGCUGUCCGGUUUGCACCGAAAAACCUGGAGUGUGCACGGUUUUCGGGGAUCCCCACUACAACACCUUCGACGGACGCACCUUUAACUUCCAGGGCACUUGCCGGUACGUGCUGACUCGCGACUGCUCCCCGGCAGCCAGCUUCCAGGUGCUGGUGAAGAACGACGCGCGCGGCACCCGCUCCUUCUCGUGGACCAAAUCGGUGGAGCUGCAGAUGGCCGGCCUGAGCGUCGGCCUGCACCAACACCUGACGGUGCGCCUCAACGGCACGCGCGUCUCCCUGCCCUACGAGUCCGCCGGCCUCCGCGUCGACCUGGAGGGCUACCUGCUGAAGCUGAGCACCGGAGCAGGCUUGGAGAUUACGUGGGACGGCGACAGCUUCGUGGAGGUGGUGGCUGCCCCCCAUCUGAAAGGCAGCCUCUGCGGUCUGUGCGGGAACUACAACGGCCACAAGCGGGACGACGCCGUCGGCGGAGACGGCACAUUCAAGUUCGACGCGGACGAAUUUGCGGAGACGUGGCGCGCAGAGAGCGACGAGGCGUGCGGAGGGGUCCGGCGCAAGCCCGCGUCCUACCGCUGCCCCGCUUCGGUCAAGGUCAAGUUUCGGGCCCACCGCGAGUGCCAGAGGCUCAAGUCGCGGGAGUUCCAAAAGUGCCACGGCGUGGUGGACUUGGCGCCGUUCUACAGGUCCUGCGUCACAGAUAUGUGCGAGUGUCCCGUGCAUAGGAACUGCUACUGCGAGUCCUUCAUAGCCUACAGUCGUGCGUGCGAGAGGGAGGGUGCGCCGGUUCAGUGGAAGGUGGAGCGGAGCUGUAUGGCGACUCCUCAGUGCAAGCACGGCGCGGUGUACGACACGUGCGGCCCGGGCUGCGCCAAGACGUGCGAUAACUGGAACGAGAUAAUGGGCCCGUGCGCCGAGGAGGAGGCUUGCGUGGCGGGUUGCCGGUGCCCCGCCGACCUCGUGCUCUUCCGGGGCCGUUGCGUGAACCCAGAACGGUGUCCGGGUCGGUGACCCGAGCGAGAGCCGGACGAAGAAGGAGGACGAAUGCUGCAGCCCGCAAGCCGGGUGGUUGUGACGAAAUGGGGGGGGAAAAGGGAGAAGGGACGCGUUGUCUGCUGGGAAUAAGAAGGGA
Molecule: messenger RNA, 3851 nt
Organism: Scleropages formosus (Asian bonytongue)
Lineage: Eukaryota; Metazoa; Chordata; Actinopteri; Osteoglossiformes; Osteoglossidae
Gene: bmper
Product: BMP binding endothelial regulator
Exons: 16
Coding region: 1694-3730 (678 amino acids)
Cellular component (GO): extracellular region
Molecular function (GO): protein binding
Source: RefSeq, a predicted model, not a curated record